Molecule: messenger RNA, 1965 nt
Organism: Lactuca saligna
Lineage: Eukaryota; Viridiplantae; Streptophyta; Magnoliopsida; Asterales; Asteraceae
Source: the annotation of a GenBank genome assembly
CUUUCUUUGGCAAAUUUCCCCAAAGUCUUCUCUCCCAUUGGUCUCCCAAAAAUGGGAGAGAACCAAAAGGGUUAUUGACCCGGUUAGUCUUUCCCUUUUAUUCUUAUUGAGUCAAAAUCUUGAUAAUUCAUUAAUAAUUAGACAUUUACAUUUGCAGCCAGAAUAGGUUUUUGCAUAUUUUGAUUCUAGGUAGGGUUUCAACAUAUACAAAGGAGAUUGACCAAAGACAUCGAAAACAUUCUUGAAUUAAGGAAGUAUGGGUUGUUUUUCAUGUUUUCCAAAAGAAAAAAGACAAGGCAUAGAAAGUGGGACACAAGGAAAGAAACGAAGCAUGAAUUGUUUUCCGUGUUUUUCUUCAGAAGAAUCGACAGAACGAAAGAAACGAAACAUGAAUUGUUUCUCGUGCUUCCAAGCACGAGAAGCGACACAAGGAAAGACGCAGAAAGCCAAUUGUUUUUCAUGUUUCCAAACACAAAAGUCAACCCAAGCAAAGAAAGACGCGACACAAGAAAGGACACCAAAGAUGGGUUGUUUCUCAUGUUUUCCAAAGAAAAAAUCCAUACAAGAAAAGAAACCAAACGCAAAUUGUUUUCCAUGUUUCAUAGCAGAAGCAAAUGAAAACUCCGCAGAAAUAAAGAAGCGAAAUAUGAAAUGCUUUUCAUGUUUUCCAAGACAUGAGAAGAAAGAUUUGAUGCAAGGAAAGAAGCGAAACCGGAGUUAUCUUUCAUGUUUUCCAACACAAGUAAAGAAAGGUCCGACACAAGGAAAGAGACGAAAUAUGAUUCGUCUUCCAUGUUUUGCAACAAGAUGGAAAAGACAGACUAAAAGGUUGAGAAGAUUCGGACAAUGCCAUUGUCUACCUUUUCCAUCGAAGAAUAAGAACAAAGAUUCGGGCGAACUUCAAAGCCGUGAUGUUUCACCUAAAAGGGCGAAAAAGGUUAAGGUCGACAUUAAAGAUCAAGACAACAAAAACCUAUCGGCAAAAAUUUUCACUUUCAAGGAGCUUGCAACAGCAACAAAAAACUUCAAAGAAGAAUGUAUUCUUGGGGAAGGUGGAUUCGGGCGAGUUUAUAAGGGAAAGCUCGAGAAAACAGGCAAGGUUGUAGCGAUAAAGCAACUGAAUCCUGAGGGAAAGCAAGGAAACAAAGAGUUUCUUGUGGAGGUUAUGAUGCUUAGCCAUCUUUCCCAUCCACACUUGGUAAAUUUGGUCGGAUAUUGUGCAGAUGGAGAGCAAAGACUACUCGUGUACGAAUAUAUGCGUGCUGGUUCUCUCGAAAAUCAUCUACUCGAUCUGCCACGUGGCAAACGACCGCUUGAUUGGGCAACGAGGAUGAAGGUAGCAUUGCACGCUGCAAAAGGUCUAGAAUACUUGCACGAGAAUAAUAAUCCUCCGAUUAUUUACCGUGACUUAAAGUCAUCCAACAUAUUGCUGGAUAAGGAUUUUAACGCGAAGCUAUCUGAUUUCGGGCUAGCAAGGAUUGGUCCAGUUGGGGAAAAGACUCAUGUGUCAUCGAGAGUGAUGGGAACAUUCGGAUAUUGUGCACCCGAGUAUCAAAAAACAGGGAGGUUGACUGUGAAAUCAGAUAUUUAUAGCUACGGAGUUGUGUUGUUGGAACUAAUUACAGGGAGACGAGCGGUUGAUUUAACGAGAGAUACCGAAGAAUUGCAUCUUGUUCAAUGGGUGGAGCCAAAGAUCAGGGACCCACACAAAUAUGCGGAAGUGGUUGACCCACUGCUUCAAGGAAAAUACCCACAAUCUGAUUUAAGUCAAGUGUUAGCGAUAGCAGCCAUGUGUCUUGGUGUCAAUGCACCGCUCCGACCACCCAUGAGUGAUGUGGUUGCGGUUCUUGAUUCCCUUGUGCAGGAGUCAAUACACCAUUCAUAUGACUAGUUUGCCCUAAAGAACAUAUCCAGGGUCUCUUUGGUAUGGUGGAAUGGAAUGACUUAUUAUCAAAUAAACCAUUC